Molecule: messenger RNA, 1601 nt
Organism: Polychytrium aggregatum
Lineage: Eukaryota; Fungi; Chytridiomycota; Chytridiomycetes; Polychytriales
Exons: 5
Coding region: 238-1530 (430 amino acids)
Biological process (GO): cilium organization
Cellular component (GO): cytoplasm; motile cilium
Molecular function (GO): protein binding
Source: RefSeq, a predicted model, not a curated record
UCAAGGUCGCCUGUGAACAACCAGACUUGUUACUUUGGGCUUCGCUCUCGAGCGGGAAUCGGCCAGCCCGCCGAACGGCCGUUAUCUCCAAUCGCUCGGCGGUUGGUGGCCAGCAACACUGCCUUCCACAUCCUGCCUCGUCGGCCUUGGCUCACUCCGAUCUUGAAUCCAUCUCCGUCCUCAUAUUGUUGCUAUUCUCCCUCACCCAAAUCACUCGCGCGUAUCGCAUUCAUCACAAUGAUGUCCACCAACCUCCCUCCUCUUCCGACGGGCUCGCGCCCAACAACCGUCGGUAAAAAUGACACAGGCGUCUCUGUCGACGAUCCCAAGCUCCGUGAGCAGACCAUGAUACCCGGCCAAAAGAGUCUGGCCUAUAUCGCGAUUCUCGAAGAUGCCAUCGAGCAGCUCCGGAUCCUCAGCGACAUUGCGCCAGAUCCAGGCAAAAUCGACGGCAAGCCAAUCAGCGACGAAAUUACCAAGAUGCUCAAGGAGCAAAAGGUGCACGAGUGUCGCAUCAUCGAGAUGCUGGAUGAGCAGGAGCGCAUCAAGAACUUGCCGGACUUUAAAACCCGUCUCAAAGACAACCAAGCAGCCAUCGCCAACAUCCAGAAAGACCUUCAACAGUCCGUGCAAUCACUUUCAAAGUGUCUGCGCACCCACCCAAGCUACUCGCAGAAUCUCUUCAAAAUCCAGACGGAGCGCAACAGCCUCAUUGUCCUGCUCAUCAAAAUCGCACGCGAGCUGCGCGACUGUCGCUUCACCAGCCUAAUCGCCACCGUUGACGAGGAGCACAAGCGGAAGAAUGCUCUCGAAAACACGAUCAGCCGGGAGAGCGAGGCCUCCGAGUUGCUUAAAGAGCUCCAAAAAGAGCUUGCUAACGAGAAGAAGCUCCUCGAGGAGGAAACCAACGAACGAAACCAGGUCAUCCAGCAGCUCAAGGACACGAUCCAGGAGAUCAAUGCCUUGACCAACAGCGAGCAAAAGUACAUCAAGAAGGAGACCAAGGCCCGCGAGAGCAGCGUCAAGCAACGGUGCAUCGCCAAGGAAACGGCCCUCGUCGAAGAAAAGGCGCUGCUCACCAAGCAGAUCGACGAGGAGGUCAAGGCCAACAAGGCCAUCUGCGACUUUCUCUGCCGCCAGCGCGAAGUGCUUGAGAAGCAGAUCCAGGACUGGAUGCAGCAGUACGAGGAGGAUACCGAGGCCAAGACGAACGAGCUCGAGGCUCUCAAGCAGAAGCGGACUGCCGAUCUCGAUCGCUUCGAGGAGCUGGUCUCGGCCUAUGAAGAGUUGGAGCGUGUCGUCGAGGAGGACAAGCUGGCCAAGGAGAAGGAGGCUGAAGAGCUUCGCAUCAAGCAAAUCCGCGAAGCUGCCGUCAUGAGAAUCCAGUCGUGGUGGAGGAAGAUACUGGCCAAACGGGCGGCAGCAAAGCCGCAAAAGAAAGCCAAGGGUGGUGGUGGAAAAAAGGGUGCCUCUGGAGCAGCUACACCAGGCAAGGCAUCCAAGCCAGCGACCAAGGGCAAGAGCAAAUGAUCGCGUUUCUGGAUGUGUGCUUUGGCCGAGCCGAUUGUUCGUGUCCCGCCAUGCGCUAUAUCUACCGAAGC